GAGACGUUCCCUCAGGCGGGCGACGCCGCUGUGAGGCGGGAAAGCGGCCGGGCGGCCCUGAGGAGCGAAGGGGGCAGCAGCGCUUCCCUCCCAGGCGGGGCGCUCCGCUUCGCUAGCCUCGGCGGGGACCCGAGAUGCCUUCGCCGCCACCGCCGCCUCCUCCUUCGGUGCCCUGAAGCGGGCUGACUCUUCCCCGCCAGUCCCAAGUUCCCGGCCGGCGGAGCCACCAUGAGGAGCGGCGAGGACCUGGAGGGCUUCGACGGCGAGGCGUCCAGCACCUCCAUGAUCUCGGGCGCCAGCAGCCCUUACCAGCCCACCACCGAGCCCGUCAGCCAGCGCCACGGGCUCCGCGGCCUCCGCUGCGACCCCGACUACCUGAAGGGAACCCUGGGCAGGCUCAAGAUCGCCCAGGUGAUUUUGGCAUUGAUUUCCUUCAUCUGCAUAGAGACCAUAAUGGAAUGCUCCCCCUGUGAAGGCCUUUAUUUCUUUGAAUUCGUCAGCUGUAGUGCAUCCGUCGUUACCGGAGUUCUGUUGCUUAUGUUCAGUCUGAAUCUCCACACAAGAAUACCGCAGAUCAACUGGAACAUUACAGAUUUGGUCAAUACUGGACUCUGCACUUUCUUCUUUUUCAUUGCAUCUGUAGUACUUGCUGCUUUGAACCAUAAAAAAGGAGCAGAAAUAGCAGCUGUGAUAUUUGGUUUCCUGGCAACUGCAGUCUAUGCUGUGAAUUCAUUUUUAGCCGUUAAAAACUGGAGAAUUAACAGCCGGCAGCAAAACACACGGCAGACCAGUGAUUAUAUGCGGGCGCGGACAGAAUCGAGAGAAGUAGAUCACCGCCCAGAGAUUCAGCGCCUGGAUGGGUGAAGGAAGCUUGCGUGCAGAGUGGGAACCCCAAAGGAAAAAUAAAACAGAACAAAAACCAUUAAUAGAAGCCUGCAGACCUUUUACAAUUUCCCCCACUUUUAUAGGAAAUGAAGGAGGAGUGUGUGGUGGCAGAGAGCACCAGCAUAUACAAAGAGAGGGAAGAGGAUCAACAAUUGGAAGCAGUUGGCUUGAGGGCUGUAAAAAUGGACCUUUUCAGAUGAAGAUUUUUGUCUACAAUCAUGAAGAAUGGUGAUGAGAUUUUAGCGCAAACAACUGUGUGGUGCACCAUUCUUUCUUGAGUUAACAAAUCCAUGGAGGGACUUGAUUUCCAUCAUCCAGUAGGAACGUUAGAAUCAACACUGGCCCUGGAUUGUUCUUUGGAAACGAAGGGUUUCCAAUAAACAGAUGUUUUACAUUUGGGGGGGAGGGAAGAAUCCAAAGGAGCAAUAGCAAUAACAUGAAAUACUAUGUGCAUUUCCCUUAGCAAGAUCUGAUGGUGACUCUUCGUUUCUUACACUCCUAAUGAUUGAUUGUGUACCUACAAACAGACAGCCAUGUCAGGUUUUUGGCUGGGGGUUUGGGAUGAUAGCAAUGAAAUAAGCUUUGGACUACCCAGAAAGCCCAAUGCUUGUUCUUUUUGAGACCACAGCUAGCUAUGAACUAAGCCUGAUGCUACCACAGCUAGCUAUGAACUAAGCCUGAUGCUACCUGAAUGCUAUCACAUUCUUUUCCUUUUCCCUCUAGAAAGAGACCAUAGAGGUCCAGGUCCAUUUCAGUUUGUGGAGCAAAACUAAAUAAUGCAAAGGCAAUUUUGAGUCCUUUCUGUUUGUCAAGGUAUUUAGCGCAGUGAAGGUAUCUUGACAAAUUUUAACACUCAUUUUGUCAGCGUCGCUGCGUUCUUGAAAUUGUGUGGUUAUUUUGAGAGUUUGAUUUGCAUGGCUGUACACUUCAGUUGUUCAAAUUAGGUCUUUUUUCUGAAUUAAAAUACUUUGAAUAAUUU
Messenger RNA from Heteronotia binoei (common prickly gecko), 1864 nucleotides. RefSeq names its product CKLF like MARVEL transmembrane domain containing 4 (gene CMTM4). The record is from RefSeq and is a predicted model, not a curated record. The transcript is spliced from 4 exons. The coding region runs from base 229 to 864 and encodes 211 amino acids. NCBI's taxonomy places the organism in Eukaryota, Metazoa, Chordata, Lepidosauria, Squamata, Gekkonidae. Gene Ontology annotation, cellular component: membrane.